Messenger RNA from Drosophila melanogaster (fruit fly), 2676 nucleotides. RefSeq lists its product as uncharacterized. Gene Ontology annotation, biological process: cyclic nucleotide biosynthetic process; cGMP biosynthetic process; intracellular signal transduction. Lineage: Eukaryota; Metazoa; Arthropoda; Insecta; Diptera; Drosophilidae. Gene Ontology annotation, molecular function: phosphorus-oxygen lyase activity; cyclase activity; guanylate cyclase activity. The transcript has 13 exons. The record is from RefSeq and is marked reviewed. Gene Ontology annotation, cellular component: membrane. The coding region runs from base 140 to 2272 and encodes 710 amino acids.
UCAGUUGGCUGUGGGCGCUCCUCGCAUUCAAUCGCGAAAACCGAAAGGAAAAUACGGCAAAUACGGAGAAAACUCCCACUGCAGCAAUCGGGUUUAUGAGGCACUGGCACUACACAUCCUCGCCUGAACAAUCAGCAAUAUGCUAAAUGGAAAAGCGCACAAGUCCGGCGAGAACCCUGACCCUAGCCCUUGCCCAGCGGGCGGCAGCAGGAUGCCGACCCCCAGCGUUAAGAUCGACAUUAGCACUUGCCAAUCGAACCGUCCGAUGGAAUCGCGAACGGCUCCCGACGACGUGAAUCCAUCGGGGGAGGGUGGCCUGCUCCUGGUGCCCACACAUCACAAUCUGCAGCUCGAUAAAAUUUCCGUGCGCUCGAUUAGUUCCGAGGAUAUAUCGAAUGGGGGCAGUGGAAGAUGUUGCAAUGCCGCCGCCCGUAAUCCGGCUAUAAAAACGGGUCGACGACUGCAGCUGAUGCAGAUGAUAAUACUACCAUUUAUACCAAUACUGGCAUUGAUUGUGCAAACAUCGGUGACACUGCAAGAGAUCCUGGAAUACCGUUCCGCUGUGGCCGACAUCGAGACACAGGUAACCAUCGCCACUGACUUGGGAAAAGUAGUAACUCGUCUGCAAUUGGAACGCUCCGAAGUAGCCUUCUACAUCUUCACCAACGGCAGCAAACAGCGAGCCAACCUCACUUUGAGAUUUGCGAAUACGGAUCACGCCCUAAACAACAUGACCACUUGGAGUGAAAUCAGUGUUCCCACAGCACCAGACGAGGAUGAAGAUGAUCGGGAAAUGAUGCUGAAUCGGUACGAGUUCCAGAGCCGACUAAACGAAUUUAGAGAUCGUGUGCGUUUGGAACCGGAGGAGAGCUCCAUCACCGAGGUGAUGAACUGGUACACAUCCAUUAAUCGUGGAUUGCUCCAUCAUCUGAGUGAACAGAUUAAGGAAACAGAUAAUAGCGGCGUAUGGCGAUACCUAGUUGGGUUCAAGAACCUUCUCAAGAGCAUUGAAUGCCAGAAUAUUGCCACAUCCUUUGGUAUUAGAUACUAUGGACGAGGAUCCUUGACAGCUGAGAACUUCGUAUCCUAUGUACGUUACGAAUUCAUGGCCCGUGAGAUGAUCAACUCCACAUUAAACUACGCACCCAUGCUUAAGAACAUGUACACCAACAUCACCAGCACCAAGAAGUUUCAUCGCGCCAAACAAAUGGGCACCACUCUGCUAAAGAAUAAUCCGAAUGUGUCAAAUGAACGCAGUGCCAUUGAGUACUAUGAGCUGAUGAACAACUAUACUGAUGAUCUGAGAAUUCUUCAAAAGGCCCUGCGACGUCUGAUUAAGGAAUACGUGGACAAGACACUGGUAGAGGCUGACCGAAAAGAGGCAAUCGGUAUUGCGAUUCUGGUGGUGGUGCUAAUAGUAUCACCGGUCAUCAUCGUACUGGUUAAGAAUGCCGCUGCCACUAUACAGCUUUAUGCACUUAAUCUAUCCCAGAAGGCCAAGGAGCUGAAGCGCGAGAAGCGAAAAAGCGACUCGCUGCUCUUCCAAAUGCUACCACCAAGUGUGGCCAUGCAAUUGAAACAGACCCAGCAGGUGCCCGCCGAGCUCUACGAGGCAGUCACCAUUUACUUUAGCGACAUCGUGGGUUUCACCGAAAUAGCUGCGGAUUGCACUCCACUGGAGGUGGUGACCUUCUUGAAUUCAAUUUACCGGGUGUUCGACGAGCGUAUCGAGUGCUACGAUGUCUAUAAGGUUGAGACGAUUGGGGACUCAUAUAUGGUGGCAUCGGGUCUGCCGGUGAAGAACGGGAACAAGCACAUCAGCGAGAUAGCAACAAUGGCCCUUGAUUUGCUGGACGCCUCGUCGGUGUUCCGGAUUCCCCGGGCAGGAGACGAAUUUGUUCAAAUACGAUGCGGUGUGCACACGGGUCCGGUUGUCGCCGGUAUCGUUGGCACCAAAAUGCCGCGCUACUGCCUCUUCGGCGACACGGUGAACACGGCCUCGCGGAUGGAGAGCACCGGCGAGGCGCAGAAGAUACAUAUCACCGAGGAGAUGCACGACUCGCUGCAACAGGUGGGCGGAUUCCGUACCGAACACCGCGGCCUCAUCGAUGUCAAGGGUAAGGGUCUAAUGAGCACCUACUGGCUGACCUGCAAGGACGGACCGGUUAGGGCUCGCGAGGAGAUCUCGUGGCGGGCGGACAUACAGCCCGUGUUUCUUGACCACCUGAAGCUGCAUCCGCCAACCGACUACAAGCUGCCAAAGCGGAAAUGAGAUGCAACCAACUGCAAGUUUUCCGGCUAGGCCAAAUAAUGCUUAUCCUGGCCAUAAAUUCGAGGUGCUUUUCUUUUGGAUGUGCAUGCAUUAGUGUCCCGCUCUCUCAAUCUCUCUAUUUAAAUAUCUAAGUAUCUUUCCUUUCUAUCAAAAAGUUGAAGUUACACGGUGCACCAAGUGUAGAUAAAAUAUACAACAUAAAAUUCGUCUUAAUUUUAAAUUCGCUUCAAAAUAUAAUAAUUAAAUCACUUCCUUGAAAAAAAGUGGAAGUGCAACUGAUGCAUCGUGUACAACAACUUUAAACGCUUCAAUGGCCAAUCGUCUUUUUACAUGUAAUACACAGUGCAAAUCACAAGCAUGCGGCCAAAAUACAGACUUAUGUUAAUAAAAAAUAUGCGAGAAAU